AUAGUGUAGGAGAGGAAAGGAGAAGAGGCGGUCGUAUGGGAGCUCGGAGUAUUGCAGGAGGACAACAGUCAGCUCUUCCAUCGCGUUUGGCGUUUUCAUGCGUUUCCCUCACGUUCUCUGAAGCUGGUUGUCGCGGCUCCAUAGGAUGUGCACGCCGUGUUGUAUCUCGCAGCUGGCUUGCUGCUGUGGCUCAGCAGCCUGCUCGUGCUGCUGUCAGUGCUGCCCUAAGAUCAAGCAGUCCACAGCUACCAGAAUCAUGUACACGCUCUUCUUUCUUCUGGUCACCAUUGUGUGCGUCAUCAUGAUGUCCCCCACUGUUGAGGAAGAGAUGAAAAAUAUCCCCUUUUACAGUGAACUGUGUGAGAAGAUGAAUGCAGGGACAAACUGCAAGACCUUGGUUGGUUACUCUGCCGUCUACAAGGUGUGCUUUGGCAUGGCCUGUUUCUUCUUCAUCUUCACCAUCUUCACCAUAGGCGUCAAUAACAGUACUGGCUGGAGGGCGGCCAUACAUAAUGGGUUUUGGUUGCCAAAAUUCAUUUUGCUUGUGGCUAGCUGUGCAGGAGGCUUUUUCAUUCCACAAGAGAAAACCUUUCUGGAAGUGUGGCGCUAUAUCGGAGCUGCUGGCGGCUUCCUCUUCCUGCUGAUCCAGCUCAUGCUGCUGGUGGAGUUUGCCCACCGGUGGAACACAAACUGGAGCUCAGGAGUGAAGUAUAACCGCUUGUGGUAUGCAGCACUUGCCUUAGUGACUCUGGUGCUGUUCAGCAUUGCGGUGGGGGCUGUGGUCUUCAUGGGUCUGUACUACACCCACCCCAUGGCAUGUCGCCUCAACAGAAUCUUCUUGGGCAUCAACGGCAGCCUCUGCCUGAUUGUUUCUCUGCUUGCCAUCUCCCCCCUCAUUCAGAAACUCCAGCCGACAUCUGGUCUGCUUCAACCGGGAGUUAUCAGUGUGUAUGUCAUGUACCUCACCUUCUCAGCUUUCUCCAGCAAACCAACAGAAAUGGUGGAGAUAGAUGGCGUGAACACAACCGUGUGUGUCUUUCCCUUCAAAUCUGGGAAGGAAAGUGACAAGAAGAUUGUCACAGCUUUGGGAGCUGUUAUCCUGUUUGGCUGCAUCCUUUAUUCCUGCUUGACCUCCACGAUCAAGCGAAGAUCCGCAGCCCUCCGAGUGAUCAGGAACAGUGAACCAGAGAUCGAAAGAGCCCGUUGCUGCUUCUGCUUCGGAGAUGACACAGAUGAUUACGAUGAGGAGAAGACGGGAGCGGGUCAAAAUGUGGUGUAUGACGAGAGCGAAGCCACCAACUACAGCUACAAAUGCUUCCACUUUGUCUUUUUUCUGGGUUCCCUUUAUGUCAUGAUGACCAUAACAAACUGGUUCCACUACGACAACUACAGGAUUGAGAAGCUGUUGGAUGGGAGCUUGUCGGUGUUCUGGAUCAAGAUCUCCUCGUCAUGGGUCUGUCUCCUGCUCUACACGGGGACUCUGAUUGCUCCCAUCAUCUGCCCCAAGCGUUUUGAGGCCUAGGACACAAGACACACGGCACUCACGCUUUGGUCAGGUGUCUUCCAGUGUUGAGAUGUCGCCAUGAAGCUUUGAGCCUGAGCCAAGGGACCAGUGACCUUUUCUUUCCCCUACCUUUAAACAAUGUCCCCUCUACUAUCUUCAGCUGUGGAACUGGAGGAACAUCUGAUGCCUUUUAUUACACAAUGUGCAAAAGAUUGUUACGUCAUCCAAACCUUGAUAGUAUUUUGGGUAUUUCUUUUUUUGACAUUUGACUUAUUUAAAGGUUAUGGAAGAUCUAUUAGUUGUGACCCAUGUGUCCAGACGUACGUAUUCCCUCACUAGUUCAGACUUUAUACAACAUUUGGUUGUUGUCCUUUUUGUGAGUCUUGAAUUUUUUUUCCCCAAACUUUAUACAGUUGUACCAAAAUUUGUAGCAGAAUAAUGGAACAAAUCUGUUUAGCGUGUUUUUUUUUUUUUAGUUAUACUGAAAUUUAUCUUUGUUCUGAGUCCCUUUGUAAGGGAGUUUGUAAAAAACUGAAUUACAGUCCAUUUUAAAAAUUUCUCUCUCAGGCUAACAUUCAAGUAUGCUUUGUUGUAAUGUGUGACUUUUUGUAGAUGUUUUUUUUAUUCGAGCAAAAAAGUUAGUUGCUUUUCUUAAGUCUUUCAAGUUUGGUCAAUCUCGGUGCUCCCUUUGAACAAAAUCUUUUUGGGUAGAAAAAAACAAUCGUGUACUGUACAUCGUUUACUCAACCACUCAUCAUUGUUGUGUAGACUCUGUCAAUCAACUUAUCUUAUUUAACUGACAGUCAUAGAAGAUGUUCCCACUAAAGUGUGUGUGCAGCUGUUCGCCAAAGUUUGAUGAUUGGAAAACAACUACAGAACCCUACAUGGAAAAUUUGUUUGUUCCACGCGGUUUUUGUUUCCAGCAUGUUUAAGACAUUCAAAUAAACUUGUAUCAAUAUCAGCUUAUACUAAAAAAAAAAAAAAAUCUCAAGUUACUCAACACUGAAUGUUGAGUUUACAAUAAAAUUACUCACAUAAUUAAAUACUAACAGUAAAUUGUUUCUCAUACACUGCCAAUAACCCCCAUUGUUUUCCUAACACAUAUUUUAUGUACACUUUUGCUGACAUUGUGUUGUUGAAAUAUUGGUCAUUAAAGUGAACAUUUCUUCCA
Molecule: messenger RNA, 2675 nt
Organism: Syngnathus typhle (broad-nosed pipefish)
Lineage: Eukaryota; Metazoa; Chordata; Actinopteri; Syngnathiformes; Syngnathidae
Gene: serinc5
Product: serine incorporator 5
Exons: 12
Coding region: 146-1522 (458 amino acids)
Cellular component (GO): membrane
Source: RefSeq, a predicted model, not a curated record